This is a messenger RNA of Penicillium arizonense, 1710 nucleotides long. RefSeq lists its product as uncharacterized. The transcript has a single exon. Bases 1 to 1710 code for a protein of 569 amino acids. The record is from RefSeq and is a predicted model, not a curated record. Lineage: Eukaryota; Fungi; Ascomycota; Eurotiomycetes; Eurotiales; Aspergillaceae.
AUGGCCAAGCUGGAAAACAACCCGGACCAGCUGCCGAUAGCAAAGAGACUGACGAUUGCCAAGUACGAUGCAGAGGAUUGCAAGGAUGCAAUUCACGGAUCUCGAAUUCCAAAGACUAUGGGCGAGCAGGUUCAUCGACUGUGCACUAUUCGCGGCAUACGACAUCAUUAUGGCUUUGCCCAGGAGCUCCGUGGAGUCACUCCAGAGUUCACGCGCGCCCUGAAUGCCCGGGAUAUCAUGAGCGGUAUCAUACCAACCAUCUCGCGGCCCGAAGAGACACCUUAUUGUAUCUGGUAUCCCGAAGUCCCGAAAGAGGAUACUCUCCGAGAUCUGGUCCAACGAUACCCGGAUAUGCUCUAUCAUGCCGCUCGUUCCUGUGCCGUCGCAGGAUAUUUUGAUCUGUAUCAAGAGCUUGAUCCUCUUCCGGAGGUCCAUGUCGCAGAGGAGGCUGGCUACGCAAGCAUGCAGAAAAGCAGCAACGGCAGUCAACAAAUUUAUGAGCACAUUCUCUCCCAGUCUGUGAAGUUCGAGAUCAUGAACGACUAUACACGUAUGGUCAAUAUUGCCGGGCGUCGAGUUGCAUCUCUGAAUGGGGAUACAGCUGCUUACUUGAGCCUUACUGCCAGGUCGAAGUACUAUGGUCCUCGGGAGUUUAAAAUCGACGCCAAGCCAUGGCACAGAUUUUGCACGGAUCCCUAUUACUCCAAUAUCACCGAAGACUGGGGAAUAGAUGACCAUGACUGCGAGGCUCCUAACGCACCAGAGGAUUAUCUUCCACUGGUGUUUAGCCCACUCCCUGCAGAUCUCCCGUUCAUCAACAAGGACAAACUCAUUUAUGUUGCCGCAUACAAUGGCGAUAUCGAUCGCUACGCACGACUUCGAAGACCGCAGAUGCUUAAACAUGAAUGGGCUAUGGUAAUACAUGGUAUUUACCACAAUGCAAUUUUUGCCAAAUGGUGGACUACACAAAUCGCUGAGCACCCGGAAGAUAGACGUGAGAUCAAGAUCCGGUGCGCGAUCAAUGCCCGGCGCAUCAUGUCCGACGACCUGUCUUGGCUCACAGCGGAUACUCCUGGGAAACUACUACCAGAUCUUAUCUGGUAUCCAGCUGUCGCUCACUGUGUGACCUAUGAGAAGCUAGCCCACAUGAGACCCGCUAUGUUUGAAACGUGUCUACGGGCCUGCAUAGUCGCAAACGACCCAUGGACGUGGGAUGAUUUGCUACGCGCCGCGCCUGACAUCUUCAAGUUCACCCGCGACUCCAGCGAGCCCGAAGAUCCCAAGCUGUGGUGGCUGUCCAAACAUGCUCGCUACGGGCUGUGGGGGGAAGCAGCUGCCUCAUCAAACAAAAUUUUCCAAAAAGACAUCUUAGCAGCUGUGCCUGACGGCGCUCAAAAGUUCAAAACCCCGCACACCAACAGCGACUGGUGGGGGGACUACUACGUUGCGAGGGAUCUUUACUUCCCAAAUCGGUCCCGGCUUGUCCGGCUCUAUGACCCGGUUCAACCAGGAUCCACCACUGAAGGUCCAUACGAUGGAAUGGGUUGCGGAAUUGGUGAUGUCGAUCUUGCUUUGUUUCUCGGCGGUGCCAUCUCGAGAGAGACUUGGAAGAAAGAAAUGGAAGAUGAAGGAUCAUUGCAGGCCAGUAUUGAGGAAAUUUGGGACUUACUAGAGCUGAAUCAAGCUCCUAGCCAUUCUUCUAGAAUUUAA